GCGAUGGCGCAGGAGGAAGGAGGAGGCGGGGCUGUGGCGCUGCUGCCGAUCACGGAGAUCCACUUGGUGGAUGAUGGAUUGAUCUAUGGAUUGCACGAUGGUACUGAAGAGCAAGCAGAUUAUGAAGAAUAUGAGGAUUUCGAGGAAAAUUCCUUGAUUGAAGAAGAGGAAGAAGAAGACUUGGCAUUGGAGGAGGAGCUUUUAGCGGAGCUAGCUGCUUUGGGACUGCCUUCCUCUUUCAUCGUAGGCAAUGAGAAACCAAAAUUCAAGAAGAAGAAGAGGAUCAAGGUAAAGAAAACACUGAAGAUUGCUGAUGAUGCCGAGAAGAACGAGAUAAGCGUAGAAUGUAAGGGAGACACAAGGAGUGUCUGGGUGCCUGCUUGGGAUGACUACUACAGUCGCUACUACUACUAUAACAGCGAGACCUUGGAAACGACUUGGGAUGCUCCGGAAGGAUUUGAGGACUACGCAAACUUUGAUACGUCUCAAGUUCUUGAGGAGGAAAACGAAAAUGCGGCCAGUGCUGGUACGAUGGACAAGGAAAACGAAAAUGCGGUCAGUGCUGAUGCGAUGGACGAGGAUAAUAUGGCCAUCGUAACCAAAACCACAGUCAAGCUUGAGAGCAUUUCAGUAUCAGAGCUCUCAAAGGUGGAAAAUAUCGUUGUGAAGUCACGAAGGAGAACAAAAAUCACCAAAGAGCUGCGAGAAGCUGGAAUCGGCCUCCAAACUGCGAAGUACUGGUGGCAAAGGUACAGCCUCUUCUCAAAGUUCGACGAAGGUAUCAAAAUGGACGAAGAGGGAUGGUUUUCUGUGACACCUGAGGUGAUUGCCAAGCACCAGGCCAUGCGAUGUUCCUCUCCGGUGGUGAUUGAUGCUUUCGCUGGAGUUGGCGGUAACACCAUUCAGUUCGCUUUGAGGAGCGAGCAUGUUAUUGCUAUUGACAAAGAUCCCAUGAAGAUCGCGUAUGCCAGGCACAACGCGGAGAUUUAUGGAGUGUCUCAUCGCAUUGAUUUUGUUGUUGGCGACUUUUUCCAACUAGCACCGAGUCUCAAGGCAGACGUUAUAUUUCUAUCUCCACCUUGGGGUGGUCCAGAGUACUUAAAAGACACAAGCUACGAUAUAUCAAUGCUUCAGCCAAAGGAUGGAUUCACUCUUUUCAACACGGCGCAAAGGGUCGCAUCCAACAUCGCCUUCUAUCUUCCCAGGAAUGUGGAUCUCGAGCAGCUCAAAGAGCUUUCGUGUCUUUUCGAUCCGCCAGUGGAGUUCGAGAUCGAGAAGAAUUUUGUAAAUGACAAGCUGAAAGCGAUAACAGUGUACUAUGGUGAAAUUUGCCAACAUGACCGUUAAUAUGCGAAUCUCUUUAGGGUAUAUUC
Selaginella moellendorffii is the source of this 1373-nucleotide messenger RNA. Its product is annotated as trimethylguanosine synthase. NCBI's taxonomy places the organism in Eukaryota, Viridiplantae, Streptophyta, Lycopodiopsida, Selaginellales, Selaginellaceae. The coding region runs from base 4 to 1347 and encodes 447 amino acids. Gene Ontology annotation, molecular function: protein binding; RNA cap trimethylguanosine synthase activity. The transcript is spliced from 10 exons. Gene Ontology annotation, biological process: 7-methylguanosine cap hypermethylation; 7-methylguanosine RNA capping. Gene Ontology annotation, cellular component: nucleus. The record is from RefSeq and is a predicted model, not a curated record.